Molecule: messenger RNA, 4588 nt
Organism: Gymnodraco acuticeps
Lineage: Eukaryota; Metazoa; Chordata; Actinopteri; Perciformes; Bathydraconidae
Product: mitogen-activated protein kinase kinase kinase 5
Exons: 28
Coding region: 129-4118 (1329 amino acids)
Biological process (GO): cellular response to stress; MAPK cascade; protein phosphorylation
Molecular function (GO): MAP kinase kinase kinase activity; ATP binding
Source: RefSeq, a predicted model, not a curated record
UGCUGUGAGCGGGGGCGUUGACACACCUGGGGAAUUACAAGAACAAGCAACCGUGUUGUUAGAUUUCUAAUGGAGGUUGACACUACAAAGUUCAUGCAUUGAGUUCCAGCUGCGGGAUAAGUGACAACAUGUACACAACGGAGCGCAGGAGAAUGAGCCUGCGCGAGCUGAAGAGGAAAGAUCCAGUGUGGGUGUCUGCUGGAAGUUUGUGGCAGGACUCUCUGGCUAUAGAGCUGAGUGCCAGCGGCUCCGUUAGACCGAUCGUUUCCCCACGCAGUCGGACCAGGGCUGUCUCCGUGGCAUACAUCUUGAACGAGCACGCGUCCGUGCCGCAGACUGAGGAGAACUUAUCCCUGAAAUGUCUGAAGGAAGCUUGCGCGGACGCACAGGCAGUUUUCAAAACAAUCCCAUUUGAGAGAAUAUCCCUGGGCACCACGGACAUCCUGGAUAGUUUCUACAACGCAGAUGUAGCAGUGGUGGAGAUGAGUGACACUUUCUGCCAGCCCUCCCUGUUCUACCACCUGGGAGUGAGAGAAAGUUUCAGCAUGAACAAUAACAUAAUACUGUAUUGUUACAAGCAAGACAGUGAUCUAUCGGCUGUUAAGGAGCAGUGUGGAAGCUACACGUUCCUCCCUUACGUAGUGUCCCCUCAGGGAAAAGUGUUUGCCUGUGAUGCUGCCAUGAUGAACGGUAUCAAUGAGUUGAUGCAGCCUAGUUUCCAGCUGGAGCCCCUGCUGACUCCGAUGGUGGACAGACUGGUGCAUCUGCUGAACAAUGUGCACAUUCAGUCCAGUGAGUACUUCCGGGAGUCGAUCAGGCACGAGAUCCGUAUGGCACGGGAGCGGUUUAGUGGCCAAGCCCUGAGUGAGGAGCUGAGCCGCAUCCAGAAACGCUUGGACAGUGUCGAGCUGCUCACCCCUGAUAUAGUCACCAACCUGCUGUUGUCCUACAGAGACAAUCAGGACUACGAUGCCAUAAUCAAACUGGUGGAGACUCUGAAUGACCUACCCAUGUGUCUGGUAGCCAGACAUCAGAAUAUCAAGUUUAACUACAUCUUUGCUCUAAACAGGAGGAAUCUCCCUGGAGAUCGCGCCAAGGCUUUGGAUGCAAUUCUACCCAUUGUGGAUUCAGGGGUGAAAGUGGCGUCAGACAUCUACUGCCUGUGUGGAAGGAUCUUCAAAGACAUGUUCAUGAGCUCUGGUUUCACUGAUGAGCGCAGCAGAGACCAGGCCUGCUAUUGGUAUGGAAAAGGGUUUGAGACAGAGCCAACUCUUCACUCGGCCAUCAACAACGUGGUCCUCCUGAUGGCAGCUGGACAUGAAUUUGACACUUCUAUUGAACUGCGCAAAAUAGGCGUGACUCUAAGCACUCUGCUCGGUAGAAAGGGCAGUUUGGAGAAGAUGAAGGAUUACUGGGAUGUCGGCUUCUACCUUGGGGCAAACAUCCUCGCUAACGAACAUCGGAAAGUCAUCAUGGCCUCUGAUAAACUUUACAGACUCAAUGCUCCUGUAUGGUAUGUGGCAUCCAUCAUGGAGACGUAUAUCCUGUACCGUCAGUUUGCCAAGCUUCCUGAGGUGAAAUCUCCUAAACAGGAAACGUUGGACUUCUGGAUGGAGCUGCUUUUGCAAACCUGUAAACCCACCGACUCCACAGGCCGCUGCCCAGUGCUCAUUAUGGAGCCCAGUAAAAUCCUCCAACCAGCUAUUGUGUGUGUGAGCGAGGAGGAUGACAGCUGCACUGUCCAGUUGAGACACGUCACUCCCUUAAAGAAAGGCUUACACCAGUGGACGUUCCCAGCCUCUGCAAUUCGGGGAGUGAGUGCUUCAAAGAUUGAUGAGCGGAGCUGCUUCCUGUAUGUCCACUACAACUCAGAUGACUUCCAGCUCUGCUUCCCCUCCGAGCUUCACUGCAAAGGUUUCUGCGAGCUGGUGAACUCUCUGCUGCAGCAGGCUGAAGACCCCGCUCAGGACCUGAACCAUGUAGCAGAGGGAGUACUAGAGUUUGUCUACGAGACCAAUGAGAAUGGCGACAAGGUGCUUCUGGGUAAAGGGACGUACGGUGUGGUGUAUGCUGGGAGAGACCUGAGCAACCAAGUGCGCAUCGCCAUCAAGGAAAUCCCUGAGAAGGACAGCACGUACUCCCAGCCCCUCCACGAGGAGAUAGCUCUGCACAAGAGGCUAAAACACAGAAAUAUUGUCCAGUACCUGGGCUCUGUCAGUCAGGAUGGUUUCAUCAAGAUCUUCAUGGACGAAGUACCUGGAGGAAGUUUGUCAUCUCUUCUCCGCUCCAAAUGGGGUCCCCUGAAAGACAAUGAAGCCACCAUCAUCUUCUACACCAAGCAGAUCCUAGAGGGGCUUAAAUACCUUCAUGACAAUCAGAUAGUCCACAGAGACAUUAAGGGUGACAAUGUAUUGAUCAACACUUAUAGUGGAGUGUUAAAGAUCUCUGACUUUGGAACCUCCAAGCGGUUAGCAGGGAUUAACCCCUGCACUGAGACCUUUGCUGGAACUCUGCAGUACAUGGCCCCAGAGAUUAUAGACCAGGGGCCUCGGGGUUAUGGGAAGCCGGCUGAUAUCUGGUCCCUGGGGUGCACUAUUAUAGAAAUGGCAACGGGCAAACCACCCUUUCAUGAGUUGGGAAGUCCGCAGGCAGCCAUGUUCAAGGUGGGCAUGUUCAAGAUCCACCCCAAGGUGCCAGAGUGCAUGUCAGACAAGGCGAAGGCCUUCAUGAUAAAAUGUUUCCUACCGGACCCCGACUACAGAGCUACGGCCGCAGAGCUGCUGAAUGACACUUUCCUCAGGUCGUGCCCCAGGAAGAAGGCCAGGACCCCGGAGGAUUCACAACCUAAAGAAUACCUUUCUGCUGCUGACUACCAGCGCAGCUUGUCUGUACCUAUCUCCAUCUUUGUGGAGGACACAGAUUCGUACUCGGGUUCGAUUGACCUGUCCUGUUCCCUUGACCUCAGGAUGCACCAACUCCCCCUCAGAGUAAUUGAAACCUCUGAGAGUAUCAACAGCUUUCUGUCAAUACCAGAAGACUCUCCAUUAGACAUGGGCAGUCCAGCCACCACAGAGGAGAACGUUGGUCUUUUUAUGCUGAGGAAGGACAGCGAAAGGAGAGCCACACUACACCGAGUCCUCACAGACUACAUCAGCCAUGUUGUCUCUCAUAUACAGGAGUCUGUGCCCCAGCAUGGCGAGGGAUCAUCGCUGACUGCAGAUCAGAUCACUGAGCUCGUUCACUGCCUGGGAGACAACAUCCGCUCCCCGGACAGGAAGCAGCUGACCAGCAGCCUGCUGCGCCUCAGAGCCACCCUGCUGGCUGCUGUAGUGUCACUGAACGGCCUGCAGGCGGUGCUGUUUAGCUUCCAAGAUGCAGUGAAGAAGGUGUUGAGACAACAGCAGGUGAAGCCUCACUGGAUGUUUGCUCUGGACAAUCUGCUGAGACAGGCGGUGCAGGACGCCAUCACUGUGCUGCUACCAGAGCUGAAAAUCCAGCUGCAGUCCUCCUUUGAGACUGAAGACAGCACUUCUGAGGAGCAUCCUGCUGACCCAGACACUCCUGUAGUCAUUGUCCCAGACCAGGUGUGGGCCCCACCAGACAUGCAGCAGACAACAGCCUCCAUUUAUAAGAUUCUGCCUACUGCAAGCCCCGACUCCCCAACAGACCUGGUCCUCAACAGCAACUGUCCCCUCAGUGAGAAACUGAGAGACAUGCGGAUAGAGACCAGCAGACUGCUGAGUCAGCUGCAUGAGAAGGAGAGUGAGUAUCAGGAGCUACUGAGGAACUCUGUCAGGAGGAAGCAGGAACAGAUGGAUGCACUGAUGAAAGCAGCUGCCACUGAAGACGGUGGAUUGGCUAAACGGAAAGGCUCAAAUCCAGAAGUGAGGGCUUUGGUGCGCUGGCUCGAGUCUGUCCCUGUAGAUAAAUACACUAUAAAUAAGUUGCUCUCUCAUGAGUUCACCUUGGACUGUCUCCUUUUCAUGGCCUCCAGGGAUGACUUGAUGUACUGUGGAAUAAGAGGUGGCAUGCUGUGUCGAAUCUGGGCCGCCAUCAGAGCUCGGAGGAAGACACAGCUCAGCACACACAAUGAGGACAGUGAGGACACUCUUCUUUAAUGGCUGCUGAACAUCAAAGGACAGAUUUAUUGACGGGCUGGCCCUGUUUCAUCUGGAGGAUGAGAGACAUACAGGGAUGUAAAGCAGGAUAGAUUGUAGUCAUGUUGUUGAACUGUGAAUGUCAUUUCUUAAAAAGAGACGGACUAAUUCUUGCCGUUUUAGUGCAUAUCAAAUUCUUCCCUUUCAUUUCAGAUAUUUCCAAUAUUUCAUAUUUUUGCAGGGCUUUCAAAAGUGGGAUUUUAUUAUGCCUUUUUUAAAGCAGCUGUCUUGAAGAGUAUUUAUUUAUCUGCAAAAAACAUGAUAAAUAUGUCUUAACGGUGCCUGUUGAUGCUAUUUUACUCUGUGUUACAGAAAACUUGUGCGUAAGAUUUUAAUAUUUUAUUUAAGUCAAAUGUCUGGGGUUGAUUGAAACUGAUUGUUUGUACAUCCUGUUAGUAUUCAUGCACAAUAAACAGGAACUUAAAAUCUGU